Molecule: messenger RNA, 4738 nt
Organism: Gasterosteus aculeatus aculeatus (three-spined stickleback)
Lineage: Eukaryota; Metazoa; Chordata; Actinopteri; Perciformes; Gasterosteidae
Gene: armc5
Product: armadillo repeat containing 5
Biological process (GO): anatomical structure morphogenesis
Cellular component (GO): cytosol
Molecular function (GO): protein binding
Source: RefSeq, a predicted model, not a curated record
UCACCGGCCCACCUCUUUACUCCCUGCUCCCUCCCUCGACCGCCCCUGUUUUGUUGUUUGGCUAAAGAUGGCGUUAGCGGCUAACGCAGGCGAUUGCAUUUUGUUCCACAAAAAUAUUCGGCCAGUGGUAACCAAACAUUGAUCAACUAGACCUUAAAUCCGCCAAUUGCUGUGUAAAAAUAUGUUACAUGGAGAUAAUACAUGUCUAUCGCGUAGAAUAACGCUUGUUCGGCCUUCUCGCGAUGGAAGGCCUGUUUGUUAGCGAGUGGACCGAAGCCGUUGGAACUCCAUCUCCCAUCAGCGACCGCGGCGUCAGGUGGUACAACUUUCCUUUUUCAUGGUAUCUGUAGUUUUCUGAUCACACCACAGUGUUAUUUUUUCCUAAACUCAGAAUUUUUUUUUUUUGAAUGAACUCGUAAAAAAAGCAUAAUAACCAGUUGACUAAAGAAGCUAACGGCGUGAAGUGACAGGACAUGAGAUUUAAUUUCUCAGUAUUCACUGUGAACGUCCACCGAUGCUCCACAAAGUGAAUAAUAUCUGUCUCAACUGAGAGGAGAAAAAUCCAGAUAAUUAAACCGACCCGGCCAGGCAGCGUGACCAUGGCUGCAUCACCCGUGCAAGGUGACGGGAGACAAUCUCGAGGAGCCUCCAGAGAGGGUCACCCGUCCUCCCCAGAGUCUUCCUUGAGCUGGUGCUUGGCUCACCUCUCUAAACCUGGGUCAGGGGCCGAGCACCAGGGGCACGGCAGAGAGGCCGACAAGAGGUCCAAAGUCUCUCAGUGGCGAGCGCUGGUCGCCAUCCGGACACAGCACAUCAAGGGGGACAAGGCCGGCAUCGCCCGAUUCAGAACUCAAGGUGGUCACCGGCCGCUGUUGGACCUUCUCAAAAACCCGGAGUGCUCGAGGAAAACCCUGGACCUGGCUCUGAGCAUCUUAGCCAACUGCUGCACUGAGCUGCAGACACGCAUAGAGGUCCGUAAGCUCGGUGGGAUAAAGAUUGUAGUGGAGAUCCUGAAGGAAAACAUGGCCCUGGAGACGGUCCAGAACCGAGCAGCCCGGGCUUUGGGGAACCUGGCCAUGGAUCCAGAGAGCUCUGCACUCAUCCACGCUGCGGGUGGCGUCCCUCUGCUCCUCCUGUGCGUGUCUCUUUCCUCCGGCCCGUCGUCUCCCACCACCGCUCCGCCCAAAGAGCCCUGUCCCAAACUGGAGUGCGCCCAGUCGGCGGCCCGGGCUCUGCUCUACCUCUCGGAUACGCCCCCGAACCGCCUGUCGCUGCUCACCCAGGGGACCUUAACGGCCCUCGCCCCCCUCGUCGCUCCGGAGUACCCCCAGGGGCUGCGGCGUGCGGCGCUCAGGACCCUCCACGAGCUGACCCGAGGCUGCGGCGUCGAAUGUGCCAGGGAGGUGUCCCGCUCCGGGGUCCUCGCUCAGCUCGGCGCCAUGGCGACGGGGCAGUGCGGUAAGCCCUUUGAGGAGCUGGCGCUGAAAACCCUGGCCAACAUGUGCUCCCAGGGCUGCCUUCGCCCGUUCGUGGGGUCACUGGGGGUCAUUCAGAAGUUCGCCGAGGAGGUCAAGAGGGACCCGCUGAAGUCCGGAGUCUUCCUCAAGGCGCUGUGCCUGUGCUGCAAGGAGGCGGUCAACCGCGCCAAGGUGAAGGAGAGCAGUGGAUUGGAGGUGCUGAUUGGCUUUCUGGCUGCCCAUCAGAGUCACCCCCUCUCCCGACUGGUCAUCCUGGCCUGCGUGGACUUUGUCUUUGACGAGUCGGCUAUGGAGCAGCUGCAGGAGUUGGGGCUGGUUCCUCUGCUUGUUGCACGGCUGGUUGAGCUCUCCAAAGGCGAGGAGCAAUCCGCCGAGAAGAUGGACGUGGGUCUCUCCUCUAGCGUGUCUCCCACUGAGCUCCUGCCUUCAUCCUGUUUUGACUCCUUUGACUUUCCUCCUCCUCCUGAGGGCUGCAAGAAGGAGGAAGCAGGAAAGGAGCAAGGCCUUGGUUCCCCAAGCUUUUUAAGUCUCAAGUCCUGGUUGGUGGCUGAGGGAUUGAUCUCCUCAGAGGGGGACCUGCUGGAUUCCUCUGGUGUUGAAGGAGAAUGGGGGAGUCUUCAGAUCCCACAGUCUUCCUCCCCCCACACUUCCUCUCCAAACCCUGAUUCCUUUCUUCCUCCAUCUUCUCUUAAAAACUCUUCCCCAUCCAACUCCACUGCCUCUUCUUCUUCUUCCUCUACUUCUUCCAAAAAAGCUGCUCAGACUUCCCCUGUGUCUUCCUCGUGUAAAAUCCCUGACGGCCCCCCCACUAGUCCUCCAGCUUGCGUUGUGCUCACACCACAAACCCCGGCCAGUUCCUCUACCGUCUCCUCUCCCACGAAAACCGCCCGAACCCCGGUCUCCCCCAUAAAGUUCUCCUCCCCUCACAGGAGGCGGCGGCGUGCUCACGCAGCGGCCUGCUUGACCGAAGCCACCCUCGCCACGCCGCCGUCCGCGCCCCGCCCGGCGGCUUACCACCACCCGUACCACCCCGAACCCUGGACGCCCGAGUCGCCCAUCCUGCUGCUGCUGUCGCGCUUCUCCCACGCCACCGACCCGAGCGCGGCCCUGAUCAGCGCCGGCGUCAUGUCCGGCUUGCUCUACUACCUCACGCAGCACCAGGACCCCAGCAGCAGGUGCUUCCGGAUGCUCUGCAGGCUGAGCUGCAAUCCAAACUGUUUGCAGGCGCUCGUCCGGACCGGCUCGGUGGCGCUGAUUUGUCACCAUCUCUGCCAGAGAGGAGGCGGGUACGAGGGAGAGGACCGGCAGACGGACCGAGUGAAGGCCAAAGUUAAACAACUCGGUUUUGCUCUUCUCAGUAAUCUGCGCGUCCAGUGUGAGUCUGGAUUCGGCUCGGGGGUCGUUGCCCACGUGAUGCUGUCGGGCUCCGAGUCCGACAAGAUGAACUGUGCGUUGUCUCUGCCGUUAAUCAGCAGCAACAAGUCGUUGUUGAAGAAACUCCUGGUGGACAGCGGCGGGCUGCUGCUGGCUCUGCAGCCUCUUGGCUGCCAUGACGACGACGACGACGACGAAGACCAAGACCAACCCACUGAAGGUGGGAAGUUUCUCUCUGACUGGUUUCCCUCUCCGCAUUCCGGCCGGACUUCUCGCCUCCACUCGCUGUUCUCCUCCCUGCUCAUCGGGUGCCUGUCCGCCCUGACUGCUGGCUUCCAAAUGGAUCUCGCCAAAAACCACCCAAGUCCAGGCCCGACGCAGUCAGCCGGCGACAUUGAAGCUUUCCCGCCGCCCUCGAAAAGGCCUCGCCUGGCGGACACCUGUCCCUACGGGGCCUCCAGCUUCGACCUCCUCCUGUUGCUAGACGACGGGACUCGGGUCCAAGCCAGCAGGGAGGCGGUGGGCGGGGGGGAGGAGGAGGCCGACGGGGUCGGCUCCGAGUACUUCCGGGCUCUGCUGCGAGGCGGGUUCGGAGAAGCUCGGCGUGGCGCGGAAGAAGCCAUCCGCAUCAAGGAUGUCAGCGCAGGUGUGCUGCUGCCGGUGCUGCAUUACCUGCAUGGCUGUCGCCUCCGCAAGGACGCAGGAGCAAACGGGGGAAGUGACGAAGAGAGGAGAGGACGGUGUCCCACCCUGGAGAAAGUAGUGCUCGAAGGACUGGCGAUGUGCCGAAUGGAGACGGAAGGCUUCGCUUUCCAGAAGAGCGCUUUAGGCGAGAUGAUGAUUGGAGCGAGCAGAUUCCUGGUGACGUCCUUGCAGAGCGAGUCGGAGGCUCUCUGCGUGUCUCUUCUGCUGUCCUGCUCCACCAAGGCCGAAGGUCGGGCCGAGAGGGCUGCGCGUGAAACGGACCACGAGUCCGCCGAGGAGAACCUGGCCAAUCGGACGUCCGAGCUGGAGUUGUCCGGCUCGGAGGGACAGACGGGGAAACCAAGCUGCCCCAGAAAUGAAACCGUCAAAAGUGGCGCUCCAGCUUCCAGGUCCCUUGAUCCGGAGGAAUCGAGGUCAAGACCAAAGAACUGUAAAAGUUCAGGGCCGCGCCUGAAGCCGGCCGCCGGGGAUUCCCUCCGCCGCGGAGGAGACGCGUCCCUGGCCGCUCUCCUCCCACAGAUGCACUGGUUCUCCCAGCGGUACGGCUACCCGGCGCUGGGCCGGGCCUGCCUGUCUCUGCUGCUGGGUUGUCGGGACUGUCCCCGGCCCUUUGCGUCCUCCUCCCUGGCCGGGGCUUGUCUUCGCCGACUCGCCAGAGAGGCCGACUGCGCGCAGACCCUGAGACGGGAGCUGCUGAGUGUCGCCGCGGCAGCUCUGGGCUGAAGAUUCAGAAGGUCGAGUGAGUCGGCCGUGCGGCUUCUUCUGAGCUUUGAGAAGCGUCGUUUUUGUCAAAUGUCUGGAAGGUUACAACAACAAGCACGAGCACCUGAACAGCUGUAUGAAUUAUCCGUUGAUUUACCGUUGACAGAAGUAACCGUUGAUUUAUUUUCAUGAACUGGAUUCAGUUUUGAUGUAAUCUGAUAUGAACUGUACCCGGUCCCGGCAUGACAUGAUUGUAUCCUAAUUUACUAAUGACAUUUUUGUUCUUUUUUUUCUUUUUUUGGAAGAAGUCUUAAUUUGAUAAGUGUCGUUUAGCUGGAAGUGCUGGAAUUAUCAGGUUUGGUCUAGUGGCCAGUUGUUUAUUUUGUACAUAGAGAUAAUAUGGAAAAGAGGGUUUACAAUGUAUAGAUUCCAACUGUCCCAUUACAACUCAUGCCACUGAAUACAUGUUUGGAACAUCA